Zeugodacus cucurbitae (melon fly) is the source of this 5819-nucleotide messenger RNA. RefSeq lists its product as uncharacterized. Lineage: Eukaryota; Metazoa; Arthropoda; Insecta; Diptera; Tephritidae. The coding region runs from base 1066 to 5664 and encodes 1532 amino acids. The transcript has 12 exons. The record is from RefSeq and is a predicted model, not a curated record.
UUAGAAUUUAUUCAGUUUCGAUUGUUUAGAGAGUGCGGACGCGCAUUGGAACAGUGAUACAACGGAUUAUUGCCACCAAUAACAACAAUUGCGACAAUUUUAGCGGCGCUCAGCGUGGCGUUUGGUGACUGCAACAUAAAGUUGCAACAACAAAUUGAAAUUUCGUUAGGGUCCAACGCCGACAGCCACCUACAGCGGUGAGCAAUAACAAGCCGGUGCGACGCAAAAGAAUAGCUGAAGACAGCAUAGCGCGCAGAAAGCAGAAGAGUAUUUCAGCAGUUAAGUGUAAAAAGUUAGAAAGAAGAAAGCACGCAAACGAGCAAAUAAUCUGCAGCAACAACAAAAGCAACUAAUGAGCAAAGACGCACGCGCACAAGCGCACAGCCCUCUUCUGUCUUUAGCACCGGAGCAGCUGCGAAGCAGAAAUCGUCAACGCCAAAUGCGCCGCUAAAGCACAAAUAGCAAUCGGAAGAGCAGCAACAACAACAACAACAGAUUGGUUGUAGCAAAUCAGCAAAAAUACUCAGCGUCAUCAUUAUCAUCAUCAUCGCGAUCAUUAGUGGCAGCGCCGCAGCUUAGAAAGAAAUGCCAAUGUGAUUCUUUUGUGCCUUCCUUCCACACACUUGACUUGAUGCUUCAGUUGUGCCGCGAAUUUCGGUAAAAACGGCCGCUUCCACUCGCCCACAAAAACUCAGCUCAAAGAAGCAAUCACAUUUCUAACAUUCGAUAAAUAAUUGUUGAAAAAAAGUGUUGAAAAAAAGCGUGCGAAUGCCGUUGCGUGUUUCAAAAAUGCAAAAUUGAAAAAAGAAAUAAAAACCAAAUUCGACUCUCGAAAAUUAUAUAAACAAAUAUUCGCUAGUUUCGCAUAAAUUAAUAAAAAUUGAUUGAUGUGAUUUACAAAAAAAAAAAAACAAAAGGUUUAACGACAACGUUAGCCAAGCUGCAUUAAAUAUUUAUAAGCUACUAGUUAACGCUUAGUGAAAGUUUAUCUAAAAAUAUUUAAACAAAAAAUCAAAAAACCCAUAAAUUUUUAAAUUGGAAAAUAAAUAAGAAGAAAAACAAAAAAUGUCUCGUUGUAAAAUCAAAAAUAGUUUAAUACCAAUAAUAUACACGCAAAUGAAAUUAAUUUUACUGCUGCAAAUCAUAUUUGCUGGUCUCUCUGCGGAGCUUACAGUGGAUAAUCAAUUGGUGUCGGCGCGAAGUGACUGCUUUGAGCGCAUCGCUUUGGAGGCUAUGUUGCCAUUUCAGAAGACAUUUCGCACCGAAGACACCAACUCACUGAAGAUGUGCAAGGAGAAGUGUACACAGGCCGGCGAUAAAUGUCAAUCCCUCUCAUUUGGUGUGCAUCGACGCGGAAACGGCACUUGUCAGCUGUCAACGGAAAAAUUCAGUUUAACAGGCGGUCGGCCGAGUGGCAUCAUUUUCGAUCCCGAUUUCGAUUUGUAUGCGCGCAAAACGAACUGUUUCGAUUUGAGCGAUAAUACAAUCACAGAUACCACAGUUGGUGGCGAUAUUGAGGAUGGUUAUGGUGGCUUGUCGCCUACGCCCACGAUACAGUUACCCAAUCGACCAGUGGAGCCCGGUACCACUUUAUUGGUCGUCGACCCCACACCCACGACGGGCUCUACCUAUGCAAAUGAACGUCCCUCUACUGGCUAUAGUCCGUCACCGUCGACAACUUAUGGCACUACACCUGGUCUGUAUACGGAUAGCAUAAAUCCUACAUUGGGUGCAACGACACCGGAUGGUGACCGUUUGUAUUUCUCUCAAGACAUCUAUCCGCUGUAUAAGUAUCCGACGCUUUAUGAAAACAAUUAUCCGGCGCCCAAUAAUGAUGAUGUUUAUAUACCUGGUGGUUAUGCUUCAAACGUGCCAGAAGUUCACGAUAACUAUCGGCCACCUGGUCAUAAUCCCACCGAUGAUACACAUCCACCACACGGUCCACCACGUCCAAUUUUUGGUUUAGGAUAUGGCAAUGGAUUUAGUUAUGGACGCCCGGAAUCAUAUGAUCCCACUACGUUACGGCCGUACGAUCAAAGCUCUCAAGCUGAUCGAGAUCGUGAUCAGACUCGUCCUGAAGGAUAUACAACUCGUCCUGGUCCAUAUUCUAGUGAUCGCCCGGAUCGUCCUGGCUCGUAUCCUAGUGAAAGACCCAGCUCAUAUCCUAGCGACCGCCCUGACAGACCGGGGUCGUAUCCAAGUGAAAGACCGAGCAGUUAUCCGAGCAACCGCCCUGAUAGACCCAACUCGUAUCCCAAUGACCGCCCCGAAAGACCAGAUUCAUAUCCCAACGAUCUACCUGAGCGUCCGGGUACUUAUGGCAGUGAUCGCCCUGGUCCAGCUGGCUCCUAUCCGAACGACCGCCCAGUUCCAACAGACUCAUACGCCAGCGAUCGCCCAAUUGGUCCACCAAAUUCGUAUCGUCCAACCAGACCGGAAUAUGACCCAACAACGCCUACAAAUUAUCACACACGUCCUGAAUAUGAUGGCCUCAACAGACGUCCAUCAUACGAGCAGCGCCCUUCACCAGCGUUACCCACCACAAUGUCCAAUGGUCCACGACCCCCAGGUGAUUUUGUAGAUUACACUAAUCGCCCGGAUGCACCAAAUGGUUUGAGCACAUCCAUGCGUCCACCAAUGCGUGAGCCAGGCGCUUAUGGUGGUGGCUCGAAUGUAGAUUACGGUUAUGUGCGACGCAAUGGUACCGCGGCACGUCCGGAUGGCGGUUAUGAUGGCGAUAAGACAAUAGCGACCUUCUUCAACCCGGAAGACUAUCUUAAUGGCAAUAAAAAACGUCCCGGUAAUGGUUAUGAUGACCGCAAUGACUUUGGCAUGGAUAAGAUGAAAGCCUGCUUCCGACGCGUGCUAGCUGGCAAACGCAUUUCUCCACGCUGGGUACGACGGACACUCGCCUGCGAACGCGUCGAGGAUUGCAUGCGUCAGUGUGGCAUUGAGAAACGGUUUAUGUGCGAAGGUUUCAACUAUCGCCUCGAUCCGUCCGGUCACGGGCAGGGCGAUUGUGAACUUAUCGAAAUUCCAUUGGCUCAAAUUGACUUGUACUCCAGUUCUAGUCAGCGUGACUCGAAUUUGCUCCGACAUCCCGAUUAUGAUUACUAUGAACGCGAUCGCAAUGCGCCACCGAGUUGUAGGCGCACACCAUGCCGUGAGUGUUCGAAAGGUGGCACGCUGAGCAGUCCACCAUUGUAUUUGAAACCCAGCGGUUGGAGUGAUAAGCCACCGUAUCGCGAGGAGCAUCAUUACUUACCUUCACCGCCAAGCGCUAGUGGCUAUGGUAGCGAUGAACAUCGUUAUCACCCACCGAGCAGUACUGCCAUUGAUCACUAUCAUCCGUCGGGGCCACCACCGCCACCACCGUCCUCAUCCAUUUCGUAUGAUCAUCGACCACCACCAUCGUCGUCGUCAGAGUAUCAUCAUUCCAGCGCUUUUGAGUUCUCCUCACAUGGUUCUUCAUAUUUUGAGCACACACCACCAAGUGGUUAUGGUAGUAGCGGCACGGGUUCAGGACCUGUAGAUCGUUAUGACUACAUACGGCCGGAGGAUCAUCAUCGUUAUCGACCUGGCAGACCAGAUCGUUGGGAGAGUAUACCAAGUAGUCCUGGUUAUGAGAGUACGCAUUACCGCCCCAGACCGGAAAGCGAUCGCUUUCGUCCACCAUAUAGACCAGGUCCCGACUACUCGCCAUAUCGUCCCGGUUCGCAUGAAAUAAGCGGUCCAUCAGGACCACCAGACUCCUAUAGGCCAGGUCCACCACCACCGCCACCGCCAUCAACACAUAAUUAUUUGGAUCGUGAUGGCCCACCAGCUAGCAGCUACAAAGGUUCAUCUAAAUUCGUGCCCUACCUGAUAGGGCAGGAGAAGGACUGGGGCAGUUAUGGUGGUAGCUAUGGUGGCAGCUACAAUAAACAAUCAUCGUAUUGGGGUUUGAAUGAGUACAAUCGGCGUAGAGAUCCACUCGAUUUCAAUUAUUUUGAGUUGGGGGGUUCAAGGCGUGGCUCUCAACGUGAACCAAACUCGGUGCUGAGUUAUCCUGGUUCCAGUUAUGGCGGAAUUGGUUCGGAAGGCUUCAGAGAUCGUCAUGAUUACAGACAUUCGUGGACAAGGCGACCAGGCCCAGAUGAAUGCUCAGCGAAGAUCGGUGAAGGCUUUCGCUUACACAAAACCGCUAUAAAACAUUCCACCACCGUACCGACACUUGUUGAGUGCGAGCAGUUGUGUUCGGGACAGGAUGGUUUCAUCUGUCACACCUACAGUUACCGUUACAAUCAAGCCGGCCGUGAUAAUUGCAUGUUAUGUGAUCGCCCCAUAAACUCUUUGGAUUAUUACGUAGACAUAGAACCUGAUCGUGAUUAUGAUAUAUAUUCCAUGGGCGAUGAUUUAGAUGUUUGUCGAAAACCAUCACGUAGCGACGAACCGGGUCAUUAUGGCAGUAAACCGAGUACCGCGCUCACGGAUCCACGUAAUGCUCAGUGCUUCUUCCGUGCCAUUGAUGCAACACGCUUCUACAAGUCUAUUGUGCGCGACUCACUGACCGUACGUACGGUGGGUGAAUGCGAAAUGGAGUGCAUUAAAUCGGUCAAAUUCACUUGUCGCGCUUUCGCCUAUCGCUAUGGCCAACAGCGUCACGCCAGCGUCAUUGAUAACUGUCAGCUGAGCGAUUGGCCGGUGCGUGACAUGGAUAAGGGACGACAUCUCAUUCAAGAUGCGGCCUUCGAUGUGUUUGAGCGCGCGAGUUACGGUCAUGGCUGCGAAAUACAACCGAUCGUAGAUGAUAAACAUAAGAAAUCGGUCUGUUAUUUGGGUUAUGGUUCGCCGGCGAAACUGCUCUCAACAGCUAUAAAGAAAGUGAUAUCAGUGCCUUCCGAGCUUGCAUGCAAGAAGGAAUGUAUACGAUUCCGCGAAACUACAUCCUUUAAGUGCUAUUCCUUCAGUUAUGGGUCGCGCGCCACAUCCUACAACUGUGAACUCUCGGAUCUCGAUCAAACUGAGCUGAAAUUGAACGUACAUUACACGAAUACAGAUGAUCGAGAUUAUUGGCUCUUCGCUUGGAAUCCCUUUGAUUGGACUUGUCGUGACAAAGUAAACACAAUCGGCGGAUCACGAGUGAAUAACGAUCGGCGUAUGGAUAUAUUCCGUGAACCGGGAGAUGUCGCCUGGCGUCAUUAUACCGUCACCGGUAAGGCAUGUCGCACGAGCAGUCCUUGUGAAAAAAAUCUCGUAACUGGUUUCUACUCGUGUGAAAUCGAAGGUGGUGAGAUUGGCGCGUGGGAUUAUUGCUGUAAGGCUGAACACCCCUGUGGCUACUCGCAGGGGUUCGAUUAUCCAUGGUGCUUUGUGGGCGAUGAAGCCGACCAGUGGCGCAAGUGCAGUGAUCGCUAUUAUCCGGGCAAUAAAACGUCAACAUCAGUGACACACACACACUCCAGCAUUAAGUUUGCAUCACUAAAAGGCGACAAGAAGAAACAUACACUGGACAGUAGUACAUCAACUAAUGAAUAUCAACGUCCACCACGACCCGGUGGAUUGCAGAGUUUAAGCGAUUUUGCUGCCGCACGCCUGUGGCCCGUCACAUAUCUCUACAGCGAAGGUCCACCUAAUUCCACUGAGUUUAGCAAUUUUGUCGACUGCAACAAGGAAUCAUGCUAGCGCCGCCUCAAACAAUUGGCAAGGGAUCCCGAAAGAACUCUAUAUAUUAUAACUUUUAGUUGAGUUAGUUACUUAUAAUAUUUGUAUUUUUUACCCAAAAAAAUAACAAUGAAAACAAAAAUGUGCUUAAGUAAUAAAUUAAAAUGUGAUUUGCU